AUGCUGCCUACUAGUCGUAGAUCUGACACGAGCCGACGUCCUUCAGGCCCGAAAGGACUCGGCAAAGCUCACGGGCUGCUGAAGAUCGCCGAGAACGCGGAGCGCAGUGGGCGGGGCGGUAGCAGCCCUGGGCUGCCCAGCUCUCAAUUAGGAGUUGCAGGAGAGAGAAGCCUGCGGGAAAGUAGCACUAGUGAAGAAGAGACUGAGGAUGAGAAGAUUGCUCCAUUGAGCGAUUCAGUGACUGAUGAUCUCCAGAUUGACAGUAAUUCAUCAGCUGGUGAACUAGUAUCAGGACUAAGUUUGCAGCAUGAUAUUUCUAGCUCUCUUCUAAGCUAUUCAAUCACAGAUUCUUCUAUAGAAUGCAAGAGUUUUGAAGAGAAUUUAAGUAGCUUCCCAUCACCUGAACUCUUCAGAGGAUCAGAUUAUUUAGAUUGGGAGUGUCCCAAGUUGGAAGAAUACAUGCAAUGCAAGAAUUCUACUCUUCUGGAUACCAGUAAAGCAGUAGCAAUAGAGAAGGCACCACAGUUUUCAAACCUCUCUGCAAUUUUAGAUAAUGCAGCUUGUGAAGUACUUGCUGAGAAAACUUACCCUUUAACACCUGAAAAAACAAAGAAAAAAAACACAAACCCCACUAUUCUUGAUAAGAAAAGCAGAGGCCUGUUAACAAGUACUCCGACUUCGCAAACAGCUGGUUUAGAGAUUGAUCUGUCCUCAGUACAAAAAUCAUCUUUGGAUGAACUAUUUCCAAAUGUCAGCAGCUGUGUUAAUUCAGAUGAAAUUGUUCCUGUGUCAAGUUCCCAGGAAAAUUCUUCAAAUGAGGUUCCUUUAAAUACAUCAGAAAUAUGUUGUAUUAUUAGAGCAUCACCAGGCACUAGACAAGUGAAAAGUAAAGGUGUUAUUGUAAAGAAGAAGAAAUAUUCUCUUCCUAAAGAUAUUCCUCAAGGUUAUGAAGUUUUCAAGGACAGAGCCCACAUAAUAGACUUCUAUUUCUAUCUCUAA
This is a messenger RNA of Myotis lucifugus (little brown bat), 999 nucleotides long. RefSeq names its product meiotic kinetochore factor (gene MEIKIN). The transcript is spliced from 10 exons. The record is from RefSeq and is a predicted model, not a curated record. Bases 1 to 999 code for a protein of 332 amino acids. Gene Ontology annotation, cellular component: kinetochore. NCBI's taxonomy places the organism in Eukaryota, Metazoa, Chordata, Mammalia, Chiroptera, Vespertilionidae. Gene Ontology annotation, biological process: male meiosis chromosome segregation; meiosis I sister chromatid cohesion; meiotic sister chromatid cohesion, centromeric.